UUGUUUGACAUGGCGCGCAGUUCGUCUAAACGUGCGGCUCCUGAACCGCCUAGCCGUCAAUCAAAGAGGGCAAAAGCAGCUAGGAAGUCGUACGCCGAGCCUGAAUCCGACGAUGGGGCCGACGACGCCAUGAAUCAGAAACCCCAGAAGAACAGGAGCACCAGGGAAGAGUCGGACUUUGAUGAUGAUGAAGUGGGCGAAGCUGUGCCAACAUCUGAAUCCGAUGCUGAGGGGUCGGAUAGCGAGGCAAAUGACCCACCGACAAAAAGCACCGGCAGCAGGGGACGAACCAAGAGUGGCAAAGCAGAACUCUGGAGAGACGGAGCGAAACUCGAACUCGGGAAACAAGUCGUCAUCAAAAAGCCAAAAGCACGCGAAGCUGGCAACGUUGCAUAUACGGACGAAACCAUCCACCCAAACACGAUGCUCUUCCUGGAAGAUCUUCGCAACCACAAUGAGCGCCAGUGGCUGAAGGCCCACGAUGCCGAUUAUCGGACGUCGCUGCAAGACUUUACAUCUUUCCUAGAAAAGCUAACGGACAGGAUCUCGGAAGUCGACACGACUAUCCCGGAACUUCCGGUCAAGGAUAUAAUUUUCCGCAUAUAUCGAGACGUCCGUUUCUCAAAAGACCAGACCCCUUACAAAACUCAUUUCUCAGCUGCAUGGAGUCGUACGGGCAAAAAAGGCCCUUACGCAGCCUACUACGUCCAGAUUGAACCCGGGGGUGGCAGCUUUGUGGGCGGAGGACUCUGGCAGCCGGAAGCCGGGGCAUUGAGCGCACUGAGACGCGACAUCGACCGUAGGCCACAAAGGAUCAAGCAGGUCCUCAACGAUGCGGGGAUGCGGCAAUGCUUCUUCGGCGGGGUUGGGGCCAAUGACAAGAAGACGGUGAAGGCGUUUGUGGGACAGUCGAUGAACAGCAGCACGGCGCUCAAGAAGCAUCCCAAGGGCUACGAUGCAAGUCACAAAGAUAUCGAGCUGCUUCGACUUCGAAGUUUCACGGUGGGUGCCAAGCUGGGCGACGAUGAAGUGGUGGGAGCGGGAGGAUUGGAUCGGAUUGCGCGGGUGAUCAGCUCCAUGGUUCCGUUUAUUAGCUACCUGAACGGAGUGGUGAUGCCGGAUGAGGAAUCGUCGGGGUCGAGCGAAGACGAGUCGGAAGAGGACGAGGACGAGGACGAGGACGGGUCGGCUAGCGUGGAAUGAAGCGAGGCGAGGAAGAUGGGGAAGGACGGCGGCGAUUGGGUGGCGGUUGCGCGGCGCCGCUGUAAGCGCUGCUUGGGUUAAUUGCAUGCACGCAUGCAUGUACAGCAGCAGCAGCAGGUAUAUAUGUAUGAUGCGUAACAGUUGGACAUGUUGAUUGGGCGACUGUGUGUGACGUGCUGUACGCAUGCACAGUGAUUGACUGACUGAUUGAUUAAUAGAUUGACUGAAGGAUGGGGUCGUUGAUGUUGUCAAUGGUGGUGGUGGUGGUAGUGGUGGUGAUGAUGUGGCCAGCCGAGGGCAGUGGCGCUGGUGGUUGCAUCCAGCGUGUGCAGGCGGGCAGGCAUGCUCCGUCUCGUUCCCUCCCUCCCUCGUGCAUGGGCCAGGUCCUGCCUGACAAGCGCCGCAUUCAAGUUCGGUCAUGUGAGCAGCAAAAAAAAGUGGGCUCGUUGCAGUCGUCAUGUUCGGCGACGAAAAGGAGGUUGCGUGCGUUGCAUUAGCGGCCAUUUCAUUCAUUCAUGGGGCCAUGUGAGCCCCCCCCCCCCCCCCCAGCAAAGAUCGUAGCGCCAAGGAAGCGUAAUAGAAGAGUGAGUAAGCAAGCAAAAAAAAAAAUCUUUGAUAAUUAAAUUGGAAAUAAUCUUGACCAGGUAAAAAACGAGCCAGAGUCGGUCGGCGGGGUUGUGCUUGGCCGGCGAGGCAAGGGAAGGCAGGCAGGCACCCCAUGUUAUGUCCACACACACGCACACACACAUACGCACACUUGGCUCUCCGUCCGGACAGACACACGGCGGCCCGCCCGCCAAUAUUAGCCGCAGCCGGCCGCUGUCGUCUGCUUGCUUGCUUGCUUGCUUGCUUGCUUACCCCAUCCAUCCAUCAUCCCUCGUUGAUUUCCACCCAUUUUUGCCUGCCGAUGCCUGAUCGAUUCGCUCUGGCUAGGCGGACGGUGAGACUUGAUUGAUUCGAUUCACUAUAAGCAAACCCUUGGCUCCAUCUGUACUUGUGUAUCUAUCUAUGUCAACAGCCAGCCAGCUGCCUGCCUGCCUGCUUGCUUGCUUGCUUUGGUGGGUCAACUCACUUGCUCAACUGUUAUUUAUUAUUUGACCAUCUGCCAUCUAUCCACUACCUACCUACACACCGCAACCAGAGUAGCGAUACUACACAAACAGUCUAUCGAGCAACCACGAACAAGGACAUGGCCAACCAAAGGAAUACCCGAGUCCC
Molecule: messenger RNA, 2421 nt
Organism: Periconia digitata
Lineage: Eukaryota; Fungi; Ascomycota; Dothideomycetes; Pleosporales; Periconiaceae
Source: the annotation of a GenBank genome assembly